Lactuca virosa is the source of this 1989-nucleotide messenger RNA. Lineage: Eukaryota; Viridiplantae; Streptophyta; Magnoliopsida; Asterales; Asteraceae. The record is from the annotation of a GenBank genome assembly.
AUGGGAAUUUGCAAUCCGAUAAUGAAUACACCGGAAGAAGAGAAUUUGAUAGCUGCUGCUCGACUUAUCCUAAGCGAACUGGAGUCGAACAAGAAAUUCUCGAUUGAAGCAACGAAAAUCUUGGAGGAUUUAGCCACAAAACUAUCAUCCAUAGUAAAGAUCAUCAAACCUAAAGAUGAAAACGUAGAUGAAGAAGAACAACUAAGUGAUAUCAAGAUUCGCCUCGAUUCAAUUCAAGAUAAGAUCAUGACAUGGGAAGUGGGUCAAUCCAUGAUAUGGGAUUCCGGGUCUGAUGAAAAUCAAACCAACGAAUACUUAAAAGCAGUGAAUGAAGUCAAAACAUUAGUCGAAAGAUUAGAGAGUUUGAAUCCAAACAAAGACACUUCAGAACAUGAAGUUUUACUCAAAGCCAACGAUGUUCUUCAAACAUCCAUGGCUAGACUCGAAGAAGAAUUCAAGCAUAUUCUCAUUCACAAUCAACAAAACUUCGAACCUGAACGUUUAUCUUUUAGAUCAAACGAAGAUGAUUGUGUGGAUUCAACCUCAAUCAUCUCAUUUGAAGAUGAUUCAUUUGAAGAUUCAGUUCAAAGAGAUAGUAUAACUAUAAGCAGAGGAUCAGAAGUUCAUAUCAUGGAUCUAAUCAAUCCUCAAGUAAUCCCUAAUCUCAAAUCCAUUUCUACUUUAAUGUUUGACUCAAAUUACAUCAAAGAAUGUUGUAAUGCUUUUAUAAGUGUCCGAAAAGAUGCUUUAGAUGAUUGCUUAUUCAUUCUUGAAGUUGAAAAAUCAAGCAUUGAAGAUGUUCUAAAGAUGGAAUGGGCUACAUUGAAUUCCAAGAUUAGAAAAUGGACAAAAGUGAUGAAAAUCUUUGUGAGAAUUUAUCUCGCAAGUGAAAAGUCUUUAUGCGAACAAAUUUUUGGGAAAACCGAGGUUGUAAAUUCGUGUUUUGCUGAGUCAUCAAAAGCUUCAAUCUUGCAACUUCUAAAUUUCGCAGAAGCUAUUUCAAUUGGGCCUCAUAAACCCGAAAAAUUGAUCAGAAUUCUUGAUAUGUAUGAAGUUUUAGCCGAUUUGAAACCAGAUAUCGAGUCUUUUUACCAAAAUGACCCUGGAUCAUACUUACGAACAGAGUUCCAAGAUGUGUUGACUCGUAUCGGCGAUUGCGCAACAACAACAUUUCUUGAAUUCAAAAACGCAGUAGGGGCAAAUCCGUCAAAUGCCGCUUUUCCAGGAGGUGGGAUUCACCAUCUAACUCGUUGGGUGAUGAAUUACGUUACUACCCUCAUCGACUACAGUAAUUCCCUAAAUACCCUUUUGAAAAGCGAAAUUCAAUUUCAAGAUCCAUCAUCUUCACCAGACGUAAAUCUUGAAGAUGAUAACGCGAAUCAAAAAAACUCAUCUUUUUCAAUUUCACCGAUGAUGUCACAUUUCCAAUCGCUGAUGUCACUUCUUGAAUCUAACCUUGAAGAGAAAUCAAGAUUAUAUAGAGAAGAAGCAUUAGGGCAUCUUUUUUUAAUGAAUAAUAUUAAUUACAUGGCGGAAAAAGUCAAAGGGUCAGAGCUAAGAACAGUUCUUGGUGACAAUUGGAUUCGAAAACGUAAUUGGAAGUUUCAACAAUAUGCAAUGAGUUAUGAAAGAUCGACUUUGAGUUCAAUUUUGAAUUUGUUAAAAGAAGAAGGGCUUCAUAAUAAUGGAAGUAAUUCAGGGUCGAUUUCAAAGACUUUGCUUAAAGAAAGGUUACAAGGGUUUUAUAUUGCGUUUGAAGAGAUUUACAAAAGUCAAACGGGAUGGUCAAUACCAAAUAGUCAACUUUCUGAGGAUUUAAGGAUUUCAUUGUCGUUGAAGUUGAUUCAAGCUUAUAGAACUUUUGUUGGUAGGUAUGCGAAUAGUAUAAGUGAGAAGUAUAUUAAGUAUAGUGCGGAUGAUCUUGAGAGUUAUCUUUUGGAUUUGUUUGAAGGGUCUCCAAGAUCAUUACAUAGUUUUCAUAGAAAGUGA